Molecule: messenger RNA, 1590 nt
Organism: Alternaria ventricosa
Lineage: Eukaryota; Fungi; Ascomycota; Dothideomycetes; Pleosporales; Pleosporaceae
Exons: 1
Coding region: 1-1590 (529 amino acids)
Biological process (GO): chorismate biosynthetic process
Molecular function (GO): shikimate 3-dehydrogenase (NADP+) activity; 3-dehydroquinate dehydratase activity; 3-phosphoshikimate 1-carboxyvinyltransferase activity
Source: RefSeq, a predicted model, not a curated record
AUGCCGCCGUCGGCACAUUCAGGCCAUUCCACAACGUCCUACCUGGCAAACUUGUGGUACGGUCUACGAAUGGCACCUGAGUUCGCCACUGUGGAUCUUACCAUGGACGAGGAGCUGAUCCGAGCAAUCGUUGCGUCGAGGGGCUCAACCAAGAUAAUCGGCCAUCUUCACGCAGCCAUGGAUUGGUACGAUGUAUUCUGGCUUGAGAAAUACGAUACAGCAAUGCGCUUGGGCUGCAGCCUUGUACGCUUUACCCGGCCAGCCAACUUCAUGGACGAUAACGCCGCCAUCCAAUCAUUUCGCAACACCAUAUACGCCAAGUCACAGAGAAUACCCAUGAUAUGCUACAAUACCGGCCGCGCUGGUCGUCGCUCCGCUUGCUUCAACCAGGUUCUGACUCCUGUGAUACCAGAAAAGCUACGAAAGGGCGCAGAUUUCGAGACCAGAGCGCAGGGAAAUCCGGAAACGUCGUGGCUUACUGUAACAGAAGCUACACAUAUUCUGUACGCAUCGUUCACAUAUGACCCGAUGGAGUUUUACAUUAUCGGUGCCGCAGCGGGUUACAGCCUCAGCCCUGCUAUGCACAAUGCGGCAUAUCGAGCGUGUGGUAUGCCUCACCACUUUGACCGCCUUCAAACUGCGACAUUGGACGAAAAUAUACGAGAGUUGUUGCGAAGACCGAACUUCGGCGGCACUGCAGUCAGCCAGCCAUUCAAGGUGGAUGCCAUUGCUCUUACUCACUCGGUAAGUCGCCAUGCUCGAGCGAUUGGAGCAAUCAACACGCUUCUUCCAAUUCGCCAUCUCAAUGAAGAUGGCAGUAUACCCGAUGCGGAUGGCGUUGAGUUAUAUCAAGAACGCAACCAGUCAGGGCCUGUCAAAGCAUUGUUUGGUGACAACACAGACUGGAUUGGCAUUCGAUCUUGCAUACGGAGAGGCCUGUCUCCUGCCAAUGCUGUUCGUCCAACGACCACCUCCAGCCUCGUGAUCGGGUCAGGAGGUAUGGCUAGGGCGGCAAUCUAUGCCAUGCUCCAGCUUGGCAUCAAGAAUAUCGUAAUCUUCAACCGAACAAUCAAGAACGCACAAAAUCUAGUCAGCUACUUCUCUGCACUAGCUGCAAGCCCAUCGGCAGCCAAACUCUUCCCAUCGUUCGUCCAGGGAUCUCAACCCACCUUUCGCAUACUUGAGUCGCGGGACGAUCCCUGGCCAAAAGAUCUCCGCGCACCGACAGUCAUCGUAUCAUGUAUACCCACGCAUGCUGUAGGUGACGAACCAUCGCCUGACUUCACGCUGCCCACUCAAUGGAUGCAAUCUCCUUCGGGAGGUGUAGUGAUAGAACUUGCUUACCGAACUCUCAAUACGCCACUGACGAAACAAGUUCGCGAAGAAGCGUCAGCAUCAUGGAUCUGCCUGGACGGCCUUGAUCUGUUACCUGAACAAGGUUUUGCGCAAUUCGAACUUUUCACAGGAAAAAGAGCUCCACGCAGGAUCAUGCGCGAGGAAGUGUUACGAUGCUGGACCGACGAGCAAGGACACUCGAAUCCUAAUAUGGUCCGCACGCGACUUGAAGCGAUGGAUGAGCAAGAGCCUUGA